AUGUCCCAGAGCCUCCGUCCGUACCUCCAAUGCGUGCGCUCGUCUCUGACCGCCGCUCUGUCCCUGAGCAACUUUGCCUCGCAGGCGUCUGAGCGACAUAAUGUCCCCGAGAUCGAAGCCGCGUCAUCCCCUGAAGUCCUGCUUAACCCGUUGACAGUCGCCCGCAACGAGAAUGAAAAGGUGUUCAUUGAGCCUUCUGUCAAUAGUGUACGAGUCAGCAUUCGCAUUAAACAGGCCGAUGAGAUCGAACACAUCCUGGUCCAUAAAUUCACGAGAUUCUUGACCCAAAGAGCAGAGAGCUUCUUCAUUCUACGGAGGAAGCCGGUCAAGGGUUACGAUAUCUCAUUCUUGAUCACGAACACACAUACUGAGGAGAUGCUGAAGCACAAACUCGUCGACUUUAUCAUCCAGUUCAUGGAGGAAGUGGAUAAGGAGAUCUCGGAGAUGAAGCUUUUCUUGAAUGCCAGAGCCAGAUUCGUGGCUGAGUCAUUCUUGACACCGUUUGACUGA
Messenger RNA from Cyphellophora europaea CBS 101466, 510 nucleotides. RefSeq lists its product as uncharacterized. Gene Ontology annotation, molecular function: actin filament binding. Lineage: Eukaryota; Fungi; Ascomycota; Eurotiomycetes; Chaetothyriales; Cyphellophoraceae. Bases 1 to 510 code for a protein of 169 amino acids. Gene Ontology annotation, cellular component: Arp2/3 protein complex; actin cytoskeleton. The record is from RefSeq and is a predicted model, not a curated record. Gene Ontology annotation, biological process: Arp2/3 complex-mediated actin nucleation; actin filament polymerization. The transcript has 4 exons.